Nycticebus coucang (slow loris) is the source of this 3426-nucleotide messenger RNA. It is a transcript of the gene ENAM, whose product is annotated as enamelin. Bases 1 to 3426 code for a protein of 1141 amino acids. The record is from RefSeq and is a predicted model, not a curated record. The transcript has 8 exons. Lineage: Eukaryota; Metazoa; Chordata; Mammalia; Primates; Lorisidae.
AUGUUGCUGCUGCAGUGCAGGCAUGAAGUCUCUUUUCCUAAGAUAGACAAUUUGGUACCAAGAGGAGAAAUGAAGAUUUUCCUGGUCUUUCUAGGUCUGCUUGGUAAUUCCCUUGCUAUGCCGAUGCACAUGCCCCGCAUGCCGGGAUUUAGCAGUAAAAGUGAGGAGAUGAUGCGUUACGGCCAGUUCAGCUUCAUGAACUUCCCACAUAUGGCGCACCUCGGCCGGGCCUACGGGAACGGUCUGCAGCCCCCACAGCAGUUCCCGCAGUACCAGGUGCCCAUGUGGCCUCAGCCCCCGCCCAGGACGUGGCCGCCACACGGACCCUCGGCGCCCAAACGCCAGAACAAGACUGACCAAACCCCGGAGGCCCAUAAACCCAACCAGACUCAGCCAAAAAAGACACCACAAAAGCGGCCUUUGAAGCAGCCGCCGCAUGACAUGCCGGAGCCCAAGGAAGAAGGGCAGACCCCUCAGGCCUUCUCUCCCUUCAGCAAUGGGCUCUUCCCCUACCCUCCACCUCCAUGGCACAUCCCACAGAGGGGACCUCCACCAGGCUACGGGCGCCCGCCAGUCAGCAAUGAAGAAGGAGGGAACCCCUACUUCGGAUAUUUUGGAUAUCAUGGCUUUGGAGGUCGCCCACCAUACUACUCAGAAGAGAUGUUCGAACAAGAUUUUGAAAAACCAAAAGAAGAAGAUCCCCCUAAAGCCGAGAGUCCAGGCACAGAGCCCACAGCUAACACAACAGCCACAGCCACAGAGACUAAUUCUACCCAUCCGAGUCCCAGAGGGAGUCCGGGAGGAAAUGACACCAACCCCACAGGAAACGGCGGCCUGGGGCCGAGCCCUGGGACCCCAAAUGGGGUCACUCCACCCCCUGCGGUCAAUGCUUCAGGCCAGGGGGUGCCAGGAAGUCAGAGCCCGUGGAGACCAAGUCAGCCAAAUAUUCGCGAGACUUACCCAAACCCCAAUGUACGGCGUUUUCCUUCAGGAAGACAGUGGUAUCCCACUGGCACUGCCAUGGGCCAUAGGCAGACGGGGACUUUUUUUAGAAAUCAACAAUUUCAAAGGGGUCCUCGGUGGAAUUCCUUUGUGCAAGUAGCUCGUGCAGGAAACCCAACUUAUCACAAAGCUUAUCCUUCCACUUCAAGAGGCAAUUAUCCCAAUUAUUCAGGAAAUCCAGCAAACAUCAGAAGAAAGCCUCAGGAGCUAAAUAAACACCCCCUGGGGGCCAGCACUGCUCCACUGGGUCCCAAACACGGCACUGUCAGCCCCAGUGAAAAAGUCCAGAAUCCCAGGGAGAAGCCACUGGGCCAAAGGGAAAGAAUAGUUGUUCCUACAAAGGAUCCAACUGGGCCCUGGAGAAAGCCUCAACAGUACGGAGUUAAUAAAUCCAAUUAUAAACUGCCUCAUCCCGAAAGAAGUACACCAAUCCCAAAUUUUAAUUCUAUUGAUCAACGGGAAAACUCCUAUCACCAAAUAGGAGAUUCCGCUAGACUCCCAAAUUCUAAUGGACAAACCCAAAGCCAAAAUUUGCCCAAAGGGAUUGUUUUAGAACCAAGAAGAAUUCCGUAUGAAUCAGAAACUAACCAGCCAGAAUUAAAGCACAGUACAUAUCAGCCUGUAUACCCUGAGGAAAUCCCUUCUACCACAAGGGAACGUUUUCCUCCUGGAAAAAACACUUGGAACCACCAAGAAAUUUCUCCACCUUUUAAGGAGGAUCCGGGGAGGCAGGAAGAACAUUUGCCUCAUCCUUCCCACAGUGCCAGAGGAGGCGUUUUCUACCCUGAGUAUAACCCCUACCCUCCCCGGGAAAACUCCCCAUACCUCAGGAGCAGUAUGUGGGAUGAGAGGGAGGAUUCUCCCAAUACUAUGGGGCAGCAAGAAAAUCCACUGUACCCCAUAAAUCCUCCAGACCAGAAAGGGACAGUCCCUUAUAAUGAAGAGGACCCAAUCGAUCCAACUGGAGAUGAACCUUUUCCGGGACAAAAUAGAUGGGGUGAGGACCUGAGCUUUAAAGAAGGCCCAACAGCUCACUAUGAAGGGGAGCGAUACACCUCACAUCAGCCCAAAGAGUAUCUUCCCUACUCCCUAGAUAAUCCGCCAAAACCCAGGGAGGACUUUCCUUACAAUGAACUUUAUCCCUGGAGCCCAGAUGAUAAUUUCCCCCAAUAUAAUACGGCUCCUACUGUGUCACCACCUAUAGAGAGCAGGGGCUAUUACACCAACAGUGCCGCUGGACAGGAGGAAAGCACUUUGUUUCCUUCAUGGAACUCUUGGGACCACAGGAUUCAAGUCCAAGGACAGAAGGAAAGAGGACCAUAUUUUUACAGAAAUUUCUGGGACCAGACAGUAAAUUUACACAAAGCCCCAGCUAGUCCACCAGACCAGAAAGAGAACCAUCCCUAUUCCAAUAACUCCCCUGCCGGGCUUCAGAAAAAUCCAGUGUGGCGUGAAGGUGACAGUUGGAACUAUGGCAUGCAAAUUACUAGGCUAAAUUCACCAGAAAGAAAACAGGUGGCUUUCCCAGACUUAAUUCCUCAAAGUUACCCAUCACAUCAAAAAGAAGCACAUUUAGUUCACCUACACCAAAGAGGUCCCUGCUGCGCGGGUGGCCCCACAGGGCCCAAGGAUGACCCACUGGCUCUACAAGACUACACUCCAUCCUAUGGCCUUGCGCCAGGGGAGAAGCAAGAUGCCAGCCCGCUAUAUACAGAAGGGAGUCAUGCCAAGCAUGCCAGACACGUCAUCACCCCAGCAAGUAUUCUACCCGACCAAAGAAAUAGCUCAGAGAAGAGACUGCCCGGGGAAAGCCAGAGCCCGAGUCCUGUUAGAGAUGAUGUGUCCGGUCUGAGGAGGAACACGCCAUGUUCUUCAAAGAGGCCAGUGGGCCAGAGGGGAGUUGUGCCCUUUCCCGAAGCCAGUUCCCUUCAAUCAAAGAGUACACCGUGUCUCAAAAGUGACCUUGGAGGAGAUGGGAGCAAAGUUCUGGAACAAACUUUUGAAGACAACCAGCUCCAUGGAAGAACAGUCGGCCUUACUCCUGAGCAGCUUGUUAUUGGUGCCCCUGAAGAAGGCCCCAACCUAGAAGACAUCCAGAGUGAGGUCCAGGGCAAGGACGGUGAGAGGCAGCUGCAAAGACCACCUCACGUCCUGCAGUUACCAUGCUUUGGCUCCAAAUCAGCAAAGCAUCACUCUUCCAGCCCUGGGACCCCGUCUAGCAAUGGAAGGCAAGGCCCAUUUGAUGGGGAUCAAAUUGUGACUACAGAAAAUCCUGACACAUUGCUAGAGGUAGCUCCCGGAGAGCAGUUUAGGAGUGUGAACGUAGACCCACUUGAUGCAGAUGAACACACUCCCUUUGAACCCCAUCAGAGGGGGACCAUCCCCCAGGACCAGCCACAAGACUGCUUACUACUUCAGGCCUAA